Erythranthe guttata (spotted monkey flower) is the source of this 1531-nucleotide messenger RNA. It is a transcript of the gene TPR2, whose product is annotated as Tetratricopeptide repeat (TPR)-like superfamily protein. NCBI's taxonomy places the organism in Eukaryota, Viridiplantae, Streptophyta, Magnoliopsida, Lamiales, Phrymaceae. The record is from RefSeq and is a predicted model, not a curated record. Gene Ontology annotation, biological process: protein folding. Gene Ontology annotation, molecular function: Hsp70 protein binding; Hsp90 protein binding. Gene Ontology annotation, cellular component: cytosol; nucleus.
UCUGCGGCCCAUUUAAAACAUGUAGAGCCCAAAAACUGCUGAUGGACGAAUUUAGUUCAAAAUAAAUAAUUAAAAAAAAAAAAAAAACGGCUGCUAAUUUCGUUUUUGCCCUGACUGAAUUUUUUGUUGAAUAUUCUCUUCUCGCCAUGGCUCUGUUAAUGGAACCUGGUUCGGAACCCCAAACAGAUGAAGAAAUAUUUGACCUACAGGCUAUCUCUGCUCUCAAAGAAUCUUCUGCUCUUGAAUUCAAGGAAAAGGGAAACGAGUACGUAAAAAAGGGGAAGAAACACUAUUCAGAAGCUAUCGAUUGCUACACUAAGGCAAUUAAUCAAAAUGCCUUAAGUGAUUCAGAACAUUCUAUCCUCUAUUCGAAUCGGGCUCAUGUCAAUCUUCUUUUGGGAAAUCACCGACGAGCUUUACAAGAUGCCGAAAAGGCCAUCGAACUUUGUCAAACAAAUGUUAAGGCUCAUUACAGAGCAGUCAAAGCAUCAAUGUCUCUCAAUCUGUUGGACGAAGCAAAAUCGUAUUGCGAAAAAGCCCUUUGUCAGUUUCCAGAUAACGAAGAACUCAAGAAUCUUGCCGAGAAAAUAGAUUCUAAAAAAUCGGAAAUUGAACGGCGUGAACUUGAAGUUUCCCAAGCUGUAGCGGCAGCUAAGGGUCUUUUCUCUGCCUUGGAGGAUAGACGAAUAAAACUCGGGAAAGCGAUGUAUCAAGAACUCACGGGCGUUAAAAAACCAACGCUGGACAAAAGCAAGAUUCUUCAUUGGCCGGUUAUUAUUCUCUAUGCGGAGGUUAUGUCGAGUGACAUCAUCGAGGAUUUCUGCGAGACUGAUAUGUUCUCGAGUCAUCUCGACAUUAUGUUCUCGGAGAGUAGUCCUCCGUUGCCUUGGGAUACGGAAAAUGCUUACACUCGUGAUGCUAUUGAAUUGUACUAUGAGGCUAACUCUGGAGUUUGUCUGUCGAAGAAAGAAGUUGUCAGUUAUUUCUUACAAGGGACAGUUGCUUCGAAAUACGAGGAUGAAGAGGCUGAUGCUACUCCUCGUACUUCUCUUUCAAGUGGAAAUGGCCCGAAAUGGGUCAGAGUAAACGAGAGGAAAACGCUUCACGACAUUCUGAAAAAUCCCGAUAUUGUCGUACCUGGAAUUCCUGCGUUCUUCGUUGUUUCGAAAAAAUCGAGCUUCUACAAAGAAUUUAAGUCGGGAAAUUGGUCUACGCCAAAGAUUGCAUGAUCUUUGAACAAAUAGAGAAUCACAUUAUUCGGUUAAUCAACAUCAGCCACACCCGAAUUUCUUGCGAGAUUAGAAGCAAUUCGAGCAUCUUUCGUAGUUGGAAUCAUUGUUGAAGCAAAUGAGGCAUCUUUCGAAUUUCGCGGUUAGGGCAAAGUGGAUUAGAUAUUAUAUUUGUUGGAAUGAAUUUUGUACCAAGUUAAUUGAUCAUUAAAUCAAUCUUUACUUAUGGAUUUUAUAAUACCGCGGGAUGGAAGAAUGAAAAGACAAUGGAGAUCUAUUUAUACUAGAUUAAUUUUCGGGAU